AUGAGUUUGAUGAAUCCCAGAACAGAGAAACUGGUGAAAAGGCUAACGUUUGUAGCCACUGCUGUUGCUUCCUAUUUUCUCCUAACCGCUGACUAUGGUCCUACACCCAAUGCUCUCGACCCUAUUAAGAAGCAAAUACUUUCUGCACAGAGCACUGUGAAAGAAUAUAUUUUGGGAUCAAAGAAAGAAUCUCAAGAAAACCAGUUGGGCAAAUUGGACAGCAACAAGGAUCAACCAUAA
Sphenostylis stenocarpa is the source of this 240-nucleotide messenger RNA. Lineage: Eukaryota; Viridiplantae; Streptophyta; Magnoliopsida; Fabales; Fabaceae. The record is from the annotation of a GenBank genome assembly.